Molecule: messenger RNA, 3652 nt
Organism: Nasonia vitripennis (jewel wasp)
Lineage: Eukaryota; Metazoa; Arthropoda; Insecta; Hymenoptera; Pteromalidae
Product: 25S rRNA (cytosine-C(5))-methyltransferase nop2
Exons: 8
Coding region: 545-2905 (786 amino acids)
Biological process (GO): maturation of LSU-rRNA; rRNA base methylation
Cellular component (GO): nucleolus
Molecular function (GO): rRNA (cytosine-C5-)-methyltransferase activity; RNA binding
Source: RefSeq, a predicted model, not a curated record
GCAAUAAACAAACGGUCAGUCUGUAUCACACGUAUACACACUACACACGCACACAGCCGCGAGGCAAAACAGCUAUAAUGGCUUCGUCCGUCCGCUGCGUUUUCAUGAAACGAUUACUCUUUCGUACUGUGAAUUGUUAUCGUUGGUUAUGUUAUGAAAAAAAUUUAUUUACCAAAUAUUUAGGAUUUGAGUAAUUAUCGCUUAAAAUUUUCCAGAAGAACCUUGGUGUCUUACAAAUUUUUUUCGAGAAACGCUAAACCGUCCAAAAAUGGGCAAAAGGCGAGAAAUUGGGGACCAGGCUUUACGUUUAUGCUCAACAAUAGCAAAAGAGCCGCGUGCACGCACGUGUUGAAGUUCAAAUUUUUUGGAGUCGAAAAAUGUGUUCGACCACAUUGUUGUUAAUUGAUAAUGUUUGUGUUUAAUUGCUUGAAAAACUCCAGGCUUUAAAGAAGUAGAUUUUAUACCUAUUUUUGUAUAAAUAUUUUUUAAUUACGUUUAUUUACUAGGGAUUCGUGAGUAAAUAUAGUGUUUUAUAGUUGAUAACAUGGGACGUAAAGCUAAGUUUGAUGAGAAAGUUGAGAAGAAUGGUCCCAGCCGUAAGGGAAAGAAAAGACAGGAGCCUGUUUUUCCAGAUGGAUUAUUGAAAAAAGAACCAGGAAAACUGAGUCAUAGGCAAGCACAAAGAGCUAAGAAAAGAUUGUUGAAAAAGGAGCAGAAGAAAGAUGCUAGAAAAGCCAAGCAGGAAGAUAAGAAAGCUAAGAAUAAGUCAUUUAAUGAACACAGUUUUGAUGAAAGUGAUAAAGAAGUUGUUAAUGCAAACAAGAAAAGACAGUUAAAAAAUGAUAACAAUGUAUCACAACCUAAGCCAAAAAAGUUGAAAAAGGCUGUAAAGGAACCAAAACUACAGCUUUUUGAUGAAGAAGAUGAACCAAAUCUACCUAAAGUUGACAAGAAAAAAAAGCUUAAAUCUAAAGCCAAUGGACAAGAAUUCAAAGUGGUAAAAGUUGCAGCAGAAAGCAAACAAAAGCAAAAGGUCAAUGGCAAGAAACAGAAUCUUUAUACAGAUGAAAGUAAGAUUGGUACUAAGAAAAACACAAAAAAUAAACAAUCAAUUUCUCUUCAAGUAGAAAAAGAAAAACCUAAAAAACUUAAUAAAACUCAAGUUAAUAAGAAAGAUUUAAAUACUGUUAGUAAAAAUGUUAAUAAGAAAACCGCACAAGUGAAAAACACCAUGCAAAAGUCUAAAGCUAAUCAGAAAACUAAACGUGCAAAGACUAACUUAGAACUAAUAAUGAAUCCAGACGCAAGUGAUGAAGAUGAAGAUGACAGUGAAGAUGAAGGAGGCUUAGAAGGCUUUGAAAUUGGAGAAUCACAUUCAGAAGAUGAUUUAGAAGAGACUGAUGAUUAUUUAGUCCAGCAAAAUGAUGAUGAAGAUGACGAUGACGAUGAAGAUGAAGAUGAUGAGGAUGAGGAUAAUGAAGAUGAAGAUGAAGAUGAAGAUGAAGAUGAAGACGAAGAUGCUGAUAUUGAUAAUGAUGAAGAUUCAGACCAAGAUUCAGAUGCUGAAGCUGAAAGUCAAGACAGCGAUGAUAGCGACGAUGGCGAUGACGACAGUGAUGAAGAUGAAGAAGACAACAAUUUGCUGCCAAUUGAGAAGGCUAAUAAAAGAUUAAAAAAGAAACAAGAAAAAGAAAGGAAAUUAGCGGAGGCUGAGAUGAAUGAAAGUAUAUCACAUCAGCAAAUAUUUAAUUUUCCUACCGAAGAAGAACUUAGCAACCCAACUAACUUGAAAGAUGUACAACAGAGAAUCCAAGACGUCAUAAUGGUGCUAUCUGACUUUAAAAAAUUACGACAACCAGACAGAUCUCGCUCGGAAUAUCUAGAAUUGCUCAAAACUGAUUUAUGUACAUACUUUAGUUACAAUUCUUUCUUAAUGGAAAAAUUGAUGCAAAUGUUCCCACUGAGCGAAUUGCUCGAAUUCCUGGAGUCUAGCGAGGUGCAAAGGCCUAUGACUAUUCGAACCAACACUUUGAAAACGCGGCGGCGUGACUUGGCUCACGCUUUGAUCAACAGAGGUGUGAACUUAGACCCCAUUGGAAAAUGGACUAAUGUCGGCUUGGUCGUUUACUCGUCCCAAGUGCCAAUGGGUGCGACACCGGAAUACUUGGCAGGUCAUUAUAUUCUGCAAGGAGCAUCCAGUUUUCUCCCUGUAAUGGCUUUGGAACCCAAAAUUAACGAAAGGAUACUCGACAUGUGCGCCGCUCCUGGCGGUAAAUCGUCGCACAUAGCAGCUCUUAUGAAAAAUACCGGAGUUCUGUUCUCAAAUGAUGUAAACAAGGAUAGAAUAAAGGCUGUAAUUGGUAACUUCCAUAGAUUAGGAAUUACAAACUCUGUUAUUUGUAGCUAUGACGGAAGAAAACUGCCUUCGGUAAUUAAAGGAUUCGACAGAGUUCUUUUGGAUGCACCUUGCACAGGGACGGGUGUCGUUGCAAAAGAUCCCAGUGUAAAAACUAAUAAAGAUGAAGUAGAUAUACAAAGAUGUUGCACUUUACAACGUGAAUUGUUGCUGGCCGCUAUAGAUAGCGUUAAUGCUCGAUCAGAAUCUGGCGGUAUAAUUGUUUAUUCUACUUGUUCUAUUCUUCCUGAGGAAAACGAGUGGAUCGUUGAUUAUGCUUUGAGGAAACGUGAUGUUAAAGUAGUCCCAACUGGUUUAGAGUUUGGAGCCGAUGGUUUUACGAAUUAUAGACAACACAGGUUUCAUCCUUCUUUGAAAUUGACAAAAAGAUUUUACCCCCAUAUGCACAAUAUGGAUGGUUUUUAUGUUGCAAAAUUAAAAAAGUUUUCGAACAUUAUACCUAAGCAGGAAAAGACUGUUGAUGAGGACGAGGAAGAAAAGACGGAAUAAAAAAAUGUAUCUAAAUUUAUACAUUUCAUGAAAUUGUGUAUAAAUGGAAAUGUAUUUAUAAAAUAACGUUCUAGCAUUCUUCUUUACAGCGAUAUAAAUAUGUACAAUUUCAUAUUAUAUGUUACAUUCUACAGAUAAUUUAUACAAUUAUUAUAGCUAGUGGCUAAAAAUAAAUCCAUAAAACUUUUUACAAACAAUUACUUAUUCACAGCUGAACUUUUUUUCUCAUCCACUGAUGUUAAUAUAUUCUUUUGUAGUACAUCCGCGUCAAUCUCAUCAAUACAUUAUGGAAUGAUCGUCAAUAUUCAAUAAAUUUUUAUUGUUUUCUCAUCGGAUUUUGCAUUAGUAUUUGAUUAAUAGAGAGCUUAUAAUCGAGAGUUCAGAAUACAUGGUUUCGUCUUACGACAGGAAUAUUAUUUGUAAUCUAUACGUUUUGUAAUAUUUUAAAAGUAAUUCUUAAAUUUCAAAACCUGGCUCUAAAAUAUUUUAGAAGUAAUUCUUAAAUUUCAAAACCUGGCUCUCUCAAAAUCAAUAAAAAAUAUAGCAAUAGUUUCCACUUGUUACUUAUUCUUAAAAUGGCAGGCAAUCGUCGUUUUUUGUGACACACUUCAUUCAUAAUUUUCAAAAUGAAAUUAAUUUUAAAUACACUUUUGGCUGAGUUUCUUCUGCGAGGAUAAAUAAUUUUGAUAGAAUAAUGAGUAAUUUUUAAAUAUCACAAAAUGCUUAAUUACUGUUAAAACGGAACUA